Saccostrea echinata is the source of this 1905-nucleotide messenger RNA. RefSeq names its product immediate early response gene 2 protein-like. NCBI's taxonomy places the organism in Eukaryota, Metazoa, Mollusca, Bivalvia, Ostreida, Ostreidae. The transcript has a single exon. The coding region runs from base 125 to 1066 and encodes 313 amino acids. The record is from RefSeq and is a predicted model, not a curated record.
AACAUGUUAACCAAGUCAUUAGACAUUCACAACUCGUGGUGAUCACUUCGGUAAUUGUACGGAGUGAUUAAACAAACUUUUAAAUUUUAUUGUUUACAUUUUUUGGAUUUAAUUGUGAACUUAAAUGGUCACCAUGAGCAGCGAAGCUCAACGUCUGAUGGCUUUGUCUCUUGGGAAGAUUGCUGCUUCUAGACAGCAACGUGGGGGCAUUAACCUACACAAGAACUUGCUUGUCGCCAGUGUGUUACAUAAAGCCAGGACUGCUUACAUGAUGGAGAAUUUACAAACUGUGCUUGCAAACAGGAGAGCGCAGGCGGAGGCGAAGGAGCAGGCCAAGAAAGAACAGAGACUUCAGAUAAGUACGUCUUCAGAAAAUACUACGAAUUCUAAAGAUAGCAGUACGCGUGACGCUUCAGUCGAGGUCAAAAGGUUGAGAGUUGAAAACGGAACACCCAUUCAUGAAGACAAAGAAAAUUCGCCUCCUACCAAAUGCUUACGGGUAGAAAACGCCAAAAUUGAGUCUGAGAAACCAUCGGAACGAGCGGAACCUUGCCAAGAAAAAAUCGAAGCGAAUAAGCAAGUUGCGCCAUUGGCGGAUGCAGGUCAUCGUACUGAGGAGAAAGAGGUCACGGAUUACGUCAGCAAACCUACACAAAACUGUACUAGGUGCGCUUCUAAGCGGAGGCGUUCCCUUGAAAAUGUGUCCGAUUCUGACAGUUGUGUUUUGGCCAAAAAAGCUAAAAUGGAAAAUGGACCAAUUAACGAAGUGAAUUCUGACAAUUCAGUUGAAAACAUGCAAACUGAACCUUCUCAAAUUACGAAUCUCGUCAGCAUAUUCAGCACAGGAUUCGAUGGUCUUUGUGAAGACUCAUCGAAAGAAAGUGAAACAAUGGACUCCAACAACAAUGAAAAAACAUUUACUGCGAGUGAAAAUUUAUUCUACGCAGUUCAAUCGAUAAAUGGAUUUACAAUAAAAGACAAUGGCGUCUCCACGUGCAGCACGGAGGUCAUUGACAACAGUCGUGACUCGAUCUCUAUGGCAACACCGAUUGCAUUGACCGUGUGAACUCUUCGUCCUGUGGGCGGAACAGAUUGUGACAAUAAACACUGCCUAUUUAUUGGUAAUUACUCAAUUGUCCACUUUCUGCAAACAAAUCGCUCAAGGGCUACCGUUCCGCCGUUACGGUUCACUUGCCACAAAUAGCAGACUGUGUUCAUGCAUCGUUGACCUUUUGGUGCCGAAGCAUUUGCUGAUGAUUCAGGCCCAGGCUGACUCGCGGCACCACGCAGGGGAUUGUAUCAAUUCACGUUGUGAAGAGUAAACAGAUGAGUGACGCGACCUAUUGAUAAUACAGAUUACAAAUCAACAGCUCGCAUACCAAUGACUAUUUAUUUAUUUAUAAAUCUUUUAUCAGAUUUAUUUUUAUUGUGAAACACAAACUUUAUCAUUAUGCAAUGAAAUUGCAAUGCAAAUUUCAUGUACAUUUAUUUGCCACAUGUGAUCUCAGAGAAAUCAAAUCGCUGUAUUUAACUGAUAGGGAGCAAAAUUAUUCAUUUUUAUUUCUUUUUUGGAGAAAUUUUAUAUUUAAACGAAAUAUGAAAUCGACCAAAGCUUCAAAUAUCAUCACUGUCAUGAUGGAUGAAUUUUAAAGCGAUGACGAGAUUUUUUUUUUUAUGGAUGACUGGUUCAUCCUUGUGGGACAAUGAAUGUAAGGCGAGAGAAAGCGUGACUUUUACCGGAAGUGUGUAUUAGUGCUGUGAAUCAUUAAAUCACUGUAUAUAUGAAUUGUAAACAAGUGAAUAUGCAACUGGUUUGUGAGAUAUUUUAAUGUUAUAUAUUUAUUGAACAAUGUCGAAAAAUUGUGAAAAAACCCCAAAAAAUCAAUUAAAAAUUCAAAGAAUUAA